CUGUCCGAGUCCCUUGAAGUCCUGCAGGAAUACAACUGACUGCAGCGAGGGAAGAACACCAACACUUACUGGCGGCUCUUACCUCAGUUCCUGGGUGUCCGUGUGAUACAAGUAAAUUUGUAUUCAGUGGACGCAGCUAAUUUAGAACAAUGGAGUACCGGUACCGAGAUCUCAUUUCCUCUGCUUCUUAAAAGAAGCAGCCAAUGAGAGCCAGAGAGUCAGGCUCUCCUUCUGUGGUAACUGCAGACUCUGCCCCCACCAAGUGACUCCUCCCACCAUGAACAAAACAAACCCCCAGAACCCCAUGUUUCAAGAAGCCCAGCUCUUGGACUGGACCUCAGAUAAUUACAGCCACGGUAACCAACGCUUCCAAGAUGAAGUCGACACCAACUACCACGGUGGGCUCAAUGGUUAUGACACAAAUGAGCAAGUCAAGAACAAAGAGGAGGAAGGCUCCAGUGAAGCCACCGAUGGCCACGAUGAAGAGGAUGAGGUCUACGAGGGUGAGUAUCAGGGAAUCCCCUCGGACACCGCACCCAGGAAUGGGCAGGUGGUGGCGGGGCAUGCCAUGGUGGACGGCCUGAAGGACCGACGUGAGCUGGAGAGCGAGAGGCAGGCGGACAAGGAAGAGCUGGCACAACAGUACGAGCUGAUCCUCCAGGAGUGUGGGCACGGGCGAUACCAGUGGCAGCUCUUCUUCGCACUGGGCCUGGCACUCAUGUCAGAUGGCGUGGAGGUGUUCAUUGUGGGCUUCGUCCUGCCAAGCGCCGAGACGGACGUGUGCAUGCCUGACUCGGGCUCUAGUUGGCUGGGUAGCAUAGUGUACAUGGGCAUGAUGAUGGGGGCCUUCUUCUGGGGGGGCAUGGCGGACAAGGUGGGCCGACGGCAGUGCCUGCUCAUAUGCAUGUCCUUGAACGGCUUCUUUGGCUUCCUGUCCUCCUUCGUGCAGGGCUACGAUCUCUUCCUGCUCUGUCGCAUGAUAGCGGGCUUUGGCAUUGGCGGGGCAGUGCCCAUCGUCUUCUCCUACUACGCAGAGGUGCUGGCACGGGAGAAGCGUGGUGAGCAUCUGAGCUGGCUCUGCAUGUUUUGGAUGAUUGGAGAGAUCUAUGCCUCCGCUAUGGCCUGGGUUAUCAUACCUCACUACGGCUGGAGCUUUAGCAUGGCUUCGGCAUAUCACUUCCAUAGAUGGAGAGUGUUUGUGGUGGUGUGUGCUCUACCAUGUGUCUUCUCUGUGGUGGCCCUCACCUUCAUGCCUGAAAGUCCUAGAUUUUACCUGGAGGUGGGGAAGCACGACGAGGCCUGGAUGAUCCUCAAACAAAUCCAUGACACCAACAUGCGAGCACGUGGGCAGCCCGAGAAAGUCUUCACAGUAAAUAGAAUUAAGAUCCCAAAGCAGAUUGAUGACUUUGUGGAGAUGCACACAGACUCCAACAACUAUGUGUCCAAAGUUAUUUUCCGGGCAAAGACUGAAUUUAUUGGGAUGUGGUUGACUCUUGUGAAGUGUUUCAGCUGUCCGCUUAAAGAUAAUGCCAUAAAGUUGGCCAUUGUGUGGUUCACUUUGUCAUUUGGGUACUACGGCUUGUCUGUGUGGUUCCCCGAUGUCAUUAAGCACCUUCAAGCCGACGAUUAUGCCUCUAAAGUUCAACGCCAUAAUAACGUGCGAAUUGAGGACUUCAUGUUUAACUUCACAUUGGAGAAUCAAAUACACACGAACAGUUUGUUCAUUAAUACCAGAUUCAUAGGUAUGAAGUUAAAGACGGUCACUUUCAUUAACACCACGUUUCAAAGUUGCUAUUUUGAAGAUAUCACCUCUGUGGGUUGCUUCUUCCGAAACUGUAAUUUUAUUAACACUACGCUGUACAACACGGAUAUUGAUGACUACAAACUUAUCAAUACAAAAUUCAGAGACAGCGUCUUUUUCCACAACAAAACGGGCUGUCAUCUCUCUUUUGACGAUGACUACAGUGCUUACUGGGUGUACUUUGUCAACUUCAUGGGGACAUUGGCCGUGCUACCAGGAAACAUAGUUUCCGCGCUCCUUGUGGAUAAAAUAGGACGCUUAUCCAUGCUUGGGUUCUCCAUGAUUCUGUCUGGAAUCAGCUGCUUAUUCCUGUGGUUUGGCAGCAGUGAAGCCAUGAUGAUCGGGAUGCUGUGUCUUUAUAACGGCCUGAGUAUCUCCGCCUGGAACUCACUGGAUGUGGUCACAGUAGAGCUGUAUCCUACAGACAGAAGAGGGACUGGCUUUGGCUUCUGCAAUGCCUUGUGUAAGCUGGCAGCGGUGCUGGGGAACCUGAUUUUUGGCUCCUUGGUCAGUAUCACAAAAGCCAUCCCCAUACUUUUGGCCUCCACCGUGCUGGUGGGUGGAGGUCUGGUGGGUCUGCGUCUACCAGACACCAGGUCCAACGUCCUGAUGUAGCACCCCACCCCCGCCCCCCUCAGUUGAGUGGAGCCAUGCAACCAGCUUCACACACCCCCACCUCCCAUUAUACAUUCUACAUGUUGAUUGAGGUGUUCCUUUUCAUUUACAAAGCUGAAGGUGAUGGAGUCACUUAAGCAUGUGAAUGAUUAUCAUACAGAGCAGUAUAGGAAUAGUCUACGAUGCAAUUAAACAGAUAAAAACGUGAUACUAGACCUGAAGAGAUUAUCGGAGUCGCUGAGUCAGUGUACUUAAACCUGAUUUGCAUACUGAUAUAUAGGCAGUAUGAGAUGAGAAGUACUAAGGUCUCUGAGCAAGGGAGGCCCAGAGGUACUGUUCUGCUUUGAAAUGGUUUCCUCACACCAUAUAUUCAUGCAAACCUUUUACAGUCUUACAUUCCUCUCUUUGCCCGUGUAGUAUUAAGAUGAGCCUGGCGGCAGAUUUCAUGCUGUACGCCGAUGGGCUGUAGUCGAACCCCACCACAGGCACGCCUGUAAAUAUUAAUGCCACGUUAGUAAGAUGCUCGAAAAACAAACUGUUAAUCACCCACUGAACUUGCUGAACUUUAAAACUGUGCCUCUCCUUUGUAAGAUUAUUCUCCUUUAGACAGGAGAUAUACUUUGUAGUAUGGUAGAUGUAUUUGUUCUUCCUACUUGUCAAACAGUCUUCUCUAAAUUCAGAGAAAAAAGCAGAGAAUGUAGGGAAACAAUGCUAUGCUUGAAUGACAUUGCCUCAUCAAACAGAUGGGCCAUCCAGCUGGUGGAAAUAUUGACUGGCUCUAAUCAGGCAUGAGCUCAUUGUGCUUAGCAGUUGUUAAGUUCUCUGUGACUGUAAUUAUAUAGUUUGCUCAGAACCACCAUUAGGUAACUAAAGCCUGAGAGCCGAGUUUAAUUCAAGAUACUAUGGACUUUCCCCCCUUUUUCUCAAAGAGAAUUGGUAGUCAUUACUGUAGCCCUUCAGUAGUAAUUGAUUUGAUCUGUGUGUAUACUCAGCUAGAGUCAGAGCAUCUAUAGACCAUUCAUCUGUUUUUGUUUUAUAGGAUAUUGUAAUAUUUGCAUGUAUUUGCAAAUGUAUUUGCAUAUUCCUUGGUAGUCCAUUAAUAUAACUAUGGACUUGGAGUUGCCUGUGUCCUAUUCACUAACUAGAUGUUGGUGUCUGUGCCAUUUUGUUUUAUGUGCAGUACUAUUGAAUAUAUAAAUAACACAUUUGUUUUAAGAGUGUAGCAAAGCUUUCAAUCUAUUUUGAAGAAUCUAUUUUGAAAUUAUUCUGAAUUAUUUUGUUAUAAAAAAAGACAUGGAGAUUAUAGAUAAUGUUGUGCCCUGUAUUAUUUAUGAUUAGGCCAACAAAAAACCAAAGUGACUUCUUGCUGUUUCAGUUUCAGCAGGGCUAUGCCAUCUCUUAAAAAAAGAUUUAUCAUUCAAAAAGUUCUCAUGAGUGCUAUUCUAUAUUAGCUAAAUCUAAAAAUAUUUUUUGCCCAUUUGAUUUGUCUGCACUAGUGUUAUUGAGGGGUACUAAUGUUUGUGUAAAGUAUAUAUGUAUUUAAAUGUGUGUGUUUGGACACAAAUGUGUGUGUACCUGUAAAAUAUUGUAUAUAUUGUGCAGUGGUUGUUUCCAACAUUCAGGCAGAAUAUGUUGUGUACAUGUUUUGAUAUACACAUAUGGAGAUGGAAUGCAUUCCCAGGACUUUAUCAUCUGUCAGUACACUGCAGAAAGUGUUCCAGCAAAUAGCCAACCGUCUUCUGCUGUCACGAACAAUAUUGCAUGUAUGUAUGAAACACUUGGUCCUUGUGCUCAUUUCUGAGUUCAUAUGUCCAAGUGGUUAAAGGACAGUCAGAAAAUGAAAAUAAUGAGAAUAUCGUUAUUUGGAGUAAACAAGAGAAUGUGACACUGCUAUAUGUUUUAUGGAAAUUGUGUGUAUGGGUUGUGAGUAAAGAAACAGAAAAAAAGCUUAAUUUUGUGAAGGUAAUAAAGAUAUGUGUUGAAA
Electrophorus electricus (electric eel) is the source of this 4400-nucleotide messenger RNA. It is a transcript of the gene sv2ca, whose product is annotated as synaptic vesicle glycoprotein 2Ca. Gene Ontology annotation, biological process: chemical synaptic transmission; transmembrane transport. NCBI's taxonomy places the organism in Eukaryota, Metazoa, Chordata, Actinopteri, Gymnotiformes, Gymnotidae. Gene Ontology annotation, cellular component: synaptic vesicle membrane. The record is from RefSeq and is a predicted model, not a curated record. Gene Ontology annotation, molecular function: transmembrane transporter activity.